GUCUGUGCCUUGGCCAUCAGCGGUUUACGCGCUCUAGUUGUUGGUGCACAGAAAGUGGAUUUGGUUAAAGACCCGGCCAGGACUAAAGGACCUAGCAGUAUCCCAGGGAAUGGCCCAGGAUCCGUGUCAACGCGCCUGCUCCGGCUGCAUGGCCUGAUCUCCACCGGCGGCGGAUAAGCUGCAGUUGAAGCCUUCGAGAUGCUCCGAGCUCUCCGCAGCUGCACAACAACACCGUCAGCAACACCGGCCCGAGGACUCAGCUAUGCUUUUCAGACGGAGAGCCAGGAUGUUGCGAUGGCUGGUUUGUGGUCGCUUGGGUCCAGUGUGGAUGUGGAAGGCAUUGCUUCUCUUCGGGGCAAUUGCAUUCGCCAGCCAGUUGUUGGGGGUCAUCUUCAACAAGAGCAGUGUACAUCCAGCUGCUCACUCCAUUUUCUCGUUCCCUGAUGCUCAGGGGCCCUCUUUGGGCUCCUGUCAGCCCCACACCCACAUCAUGUUCCUGAAGACCCACAAGACGGCCAGCAGCACUGUGCUCAACAUGCUGUACCGAUUUGGAGAGGAGCGCAACCUUCGCUUUGCCCUGCCAAUGAGCUACCAGCUGGGCUAUCCACUGCCCUUCAAUGCUCACAGGGUCAAAGGUUAUCGGGGUCCUGGAGCCAAGGAGUUCCACAUCAUGGGAAAUCACAUGAGAUUUGACAGGCUGGAGGUGGAGAAGGUGAUGCCGGAAGACACCUUUUACUUUUCUAUCAUCCGAGACCCGGUUUCUCUGGCUGAGUCCUCCUUUUCGUAUUUCAAAGAGGUAGCACCUGCCUUUCGGAAGGCCAAAGGCUUGGGCGACUUUGCUGAUGACCCUAAGAAAUACUACGACCCUCGUUUGCGCAACAAUCACUAUGCCCGUAAUGUUCUGUCGUUUGACUUUGGAAUGGACCACAAUGCUAAUUUCUCUAUGGCACUGGCUCAACGUGGUGAGGCCAUGAUCCGCCAGGCCUUCAAUCUGAUUCUGAUGUCCGAGUACUUUGAUCAGUCCAUGAUCCUGUUGAGGCAUGCCCUCUGCUGGCCACUGGACGCUGUUGUCUCUUUCAGCCUUAAUGCCCGCCAGCAGAAGCCCAGUGGCAUUGGGGUGAUGGGAGGGAGCCGGUUUGGCAAAGGUGCGGCAGGUUUCGGUGAUAGAGGAGGACAUUCUCAAGCCAAAAUGCCGCCCAAUCUGCCACUCACAGAGGAACAGCGUGAAAGGCUGCGGCAGUGGAACGCCUUAGACUGGUACUUAUACAAAGCCUUCAACCAGACCUUCUGGGAGGAAAUUCAGAGGUUUGGUCUCACUGAGAUGGAGCAGGAAGUAGCUCUUCUCAGGGCACGGCGGGAUGUACUGGCCCAGGUUUGCCUCAGGAAUGGUGGGAAACCUUUGGAGGCAUACCGGAUCCGAGAUAAAACCAUCCGGCCAUAUCAGACUGGAAUGGUAAAGAUUCUUGGCUAUGAGCUUCAACCGGGGCUGGACAACGCCACCAGAACAGCCUGUCUGAGAAUGAUCAGGCCAGAGAUCCAGUACAAAGACGUGCUUGAUGCUAAACAAUUCCCACGGGAUUCUGCAUCUCAAGUCCAGCCAGGGCAACAGAGCCAGGGACGGGUGGUCUCAGCCGGUGGCUCUUUUUUAAAACAAGACUCAUCGAGAACAGGAGAGACACUGGUUGCGGGAGAGGUUGGGGGGAGGACAGUGGAGGAAAGGGAGCGAGACUGGGAUGCAAGCCAUUCAAUUCGGACCAACCAGACUUUGACGCGAGGGAAAGAAAAGGAAGGUUGAGAUGGUUUGAGACUGAGGAGCUGCUGUGUCUUCAGUGCUGCCACCAGGAUCGCAGUACUUCAGCACCACUUCAUAUAACACUGCACCUGACUGUGCAUCCUUUCCAGCCAUUUAAUUUGCUUUUAAGAUUGCCUUCUUUGUUAUGAGCUGAGACUGAAAUGUUCUCGGACAUGAUUUUUUGAGGCCAUUACGUUAAUAUUUGACAGUAUUUGAAAAUAUUUCUCUUUCUACUCAAACUUGCAGUGUCAGAUAAACAUUAUCGUUAUGGAUUCCUGGAUGUAGACAUUCUUUAUAAAUUACCUUAAAAACUUCUGUAGGAUUUCUGACUUGAUAUUUUGUUACUUAUCAGCCAAAACUCAAAUCAAUAUAUCUGUAAUAAACUGUCAGUGUAUUGAACAGGCUCCAAUGCAACAGAUGAGAGACAAAUAUUUUUUGGAAAAGCUUCAACUUUACCUUCAGAGCCACCAUCAGAUAUUGAUAUAAUUAUAAUAUAUGUAAUUCUAAUAGGCACAUGUUCUUGACAGUUGCACUUUUCAUUCCCUAAAUAUUGGACAGUUCAUUGUCUUUCUUUAGCGCCACCCUCAGCCGCCCAACUUGUCUAAACUAUGGAUACCAUGUUCAUCGUAGCCCUCAUUUUAUUGUGAUGAAAAGACCCACAUACUUGUUUUACAGUGAAACUGAUCCACAUCUAUCAGAUGUUAGCCUUUCCAUGACACCACGGUUUAAUCUGCACCAGGAGAAACACAAAUUUAAAAACAUUUUCUCAUGCCUUAGGAGAUCAUAGAAUGGACCUGGGCUUUAAAACCUUGUCCCUCUGUAUUUAAUAUUCUAUUUGCCAUGUGUACAUACUGUAUUUAUCAGGGCUUGUUCUCUUUAGGGGUUAGUGAUGAGAGGAGGAGUGUGCCUGUGGGAGUAUGAUGUCAUUAACUAUUGAUGUUGGGGAAAAAACAUUGAUCCAAAUGUGCCGGUCACCAUCUCGGGCUGGGCCGUUAUUCAAUAUUAUCAUUUCAUUUCACUAGGAUGGUUGCAUCAGUCACAUCAUGUUUUUCACAUAGUUUAAUCACAGAAAGUUAGAUUUUCAACAGAUUGCAGCUUUAAAAAGAAAAAAAAUGUUAAUGAUGUUAAGGUGUGAAGAGGGAAAUCUCACUAUACAUGAUUUUAAAAAACAUUCAUUACACUGAACAGAAGUUUGAUUGUUUUAUGUGUACACAUGAUUUCAUGAUGAAAUCAAAAAUGGUUCUGAGAACACUUUGUUUACACAGCUGUUUAAUUCCCACUUACAUUCAACAUUUUACAAAUACAUUUUUCAAUUGUAUUUUCAUGGCUGUCUUCCCAGGCUCUGUUUUUGCUUCAAACAUUUUACUGAUAUGGUACUGUGAUUUAUGUUGUAGCUUGUUAAAAGUAUUAAAAAGGUUUACUUUAUCAACAUGGUGUGUGUUAUUGGGUGUAUAAGAAUGAUGCAGAAUAUAAAAUGUACAUCUUUUGUCAAACCUCUUUAAUUUCUCAGAGGAAAAUGAGCACAUGCUCCAAUUCAUUUUGUUCAUCUCUGAUAAUGCACAUUUUAUUCCAACAGCUUCCAUCUCCGCCUGCUAUCCUCACAUCCUGGUUUACAAUUGACCGGAAGUACUUGAAUAUUCUCAAAUUAUUACAGAUUUGAAUGAAGUGGAAAUGCAAAUGUUCAUUCAGAAUGCAGUGGUGUACCCUGGCUUGGAUUUUACUUGAAACUGCAUAUAUAUUUGUGGACAGUUGUAAUAGGCCUCUUUGUGUGCAUCCACUGAGUUGUUUCUUUUCUGGUACUGAAUAAAACAUUUCUUUAACGUCA
Molecule: messenger RNA, 3617 nt
Organism: Pleuronectes platessa (European plaice)
Lineage: Eukaryota; Metazoa; Chordata; Actinopteri; Pleuronectiformes; Pleuronectidae
Gene: gal3st4
Product: galactose-3-O-sulfotransferase 4
Exons: 5
Coding region: 263-1795 (510 amino acids)
Biological process (GO): glycolipid biosynthetic process
Cellular component (GO): membrane
Molecular function (GO): galactosylceramide sulfotransferase activity
Source: RefSeq, a predicted model, not a curated record